This is a messenger RNA of Annulohypoxylon truncatum, 631 nucleotides long. RefSeq lists its product as uncharacterized. The record is from RefSeq and is a predicted model, not a curated record. Lineage: Eukaryota; Fungi; Ascomycota; Sordariomycetes; Xylariales; Hypoxylaceae. The transcript has a single exon. The annotation marks the transcript as partial.
GUUUCCUUUUACUUUCUUCACAACGUCUUCUAUUCCGUCCAUUUAUCACGUCUUCGCCCUAAAUCAUUCCAGACAAACUACAUAUCGUACAUCUUUUCCCUGAUUGAGGCGACAAUGGCGCAUGGGUCGAAUUCAGGUUCGACGCAGCACCACUGUCCCGGCCGAAAAAUCUAUUCAACACCCUGCCGCACUGGCAAGAUUGCUGGCCUCGGCGUUUAUUGCGUCACUCAUCAAGACGCUUGCCGUAUCCACGACAUUUUUAAGUUACAGGGAGAGAGGUGCAUCUCGUGUAUAGCUGCGGACGCAGCUGCGGAACGUGCCCGUCGAGCACAGGCUGCAAAGAAGAAGGAGGAAGAGGCAGCUAAGAAGGCUGCUGAAGAGGCCAAUAAGAAGAUUCGCAAGAAAGAACGUUGGACUCAGGAAGAAAAAGAGAAGGGUGCUCGAGAGAAGAAGAAGGACGACGACGGCGACAAGACGGAUAAGGCCAAGAAGGCCAAGGAGAAGAAAGAGGCAAAGUAGGAGGUAAGUCUUAAUUGAAUGAGUUCUUCCCAUUUCAUCCACCUCUUCUCUCCUACAUUAUAUUCACAUACGACAUCAAAUUCCUUGCGGGCCAAAAUUUUGGGUUGCAAAC